Messenger RNA from Nilaparvata lugens (brown planthopper), 771 nucleotides. RefSeq lists its product as uncharacterized. Lineage: Eukaryota; Metazoa; Arthropoda; Insecta; Hemiptera; Delphacidae. The record is from RefSeq and is a predicted model, not a curated record.
UGUCAAUAUUUCACAUAAAAGAGGACUCCAUUUUCCUACUGUCAGAGUCAUUAUCCACGUCCCUAAAACAACGUUUCAUUCUUCAAGGCUUUAUCCUCCAAACUAGUCCACAUCGUCUGGACUUCAUCUUCUAGACUUCACUUCUAAACUUCAUCUUCUAGAUUUCACUUAGACUCCAUCCUUUAGAGCAAGUGCAAUAUGCAUAUCUCCACUAUUUGCUCACUGACUAUUUUUCUCCCCAGCAUUGCGGUAGGAGCAAUGCCGGAAUCUAAAUCAUGGGCCGAGUUUGAAUCCAUGAUGAAAGGGGGUGGCUCGUAUUGCUUGACUCUUGUUUAUGAUUUUGACAAAAAAGAAUUGGCAGAUGUUCAGGCUUUUUGCGAUAUUUACCCAACUGUCAAAUGCUACUAUGGAAUGGAAGGUGCAGAAAAUCGUCAUCAACCAGAUACUUCAUUCAAUACACAUUUCCGGAACUCAGCAACACCUUUGGCUUUCUUCAAGAAUGGUCAACAGGUAACCGUCAUUGGACAUACUCAAACGGGCAUUAAAGGUACUGACUUUAAGGCAGGAUUCGAAGCCGUGAAGUAAUGUUUCACAUGUGCUACAAAGUUUCAUUGGAAACAAAUAUUAUUAUUCAAAAAUCCAAUGUAGGAGCUGUUUGUUUGUGAUGCUCUAUAUUUCUUCUGGAAUCUCUCUUCCAUGAAUCCAUAGUAGAGUUGUCUUUUACCUCUUGUGUUUAAUCAUCAAUAAAAUUAUAAAUUAUUAUUCUAUAAA